CAUUUCUGAUUUGGUAGCACUCUGCACCCAUUUCACAUUGGUAAAUGGCCAAGAAAGUCUCUGAGAGAGAUCCUUUGAGACUGCAAAGGCUAUUUAAAGAAGGAAGACGGCAUGAGAUUGGAUUUAGUGCAGUAAAGUAGGUUAAUUUGAGGACAAGACAAAAAAUCAUUAUUUAGACCUCCUUGUGUUGCCGUGAUGAGAACUUACCAUUGCUUCUGGCUGCUCUUUUGGGCUGGUCAGCCCCACCAAAGUUUCUUAACUCCGUUAUCCAAAAGGACUAGUGGCUUUCCAGAAAAGGAAAAGGUUUUGGUGUUGUCUGGAAACAACAGGCAGGACCUCCAUCGUUCCAAAAGGAGCUGGAUGUGGAAUCAGUUCUUUUUAUUGGAGGAAUACACAGGAACUGACUACCAGUAUGUUGGCAAGCUGCAUUCAGACCAGGAUAAAGGAGAUGGAUCACUUAAAUACAUCCUUUCUGGAGAUGGAGCAGGAGACCUCUUCAUUAUCAAUGAAAACACUGGUGACAUCCAGGCCACAAAGAGACUAGACAGGGAAGAAAAGCCUGUGUACAUACUCCGUGCCCAGGCCAUAAACAGAAGGACUGGAAGACCAGUGGAACCAGAAUCUGAGUUCAUCAUAAAGAUCCAUGAUAUCAAUGACAAUGAGCCAAUGUUUACAAAGGAUGUUUACAAUGCCAGCAUUCCCGAAAUGUCAGAUGUUGGUACCUUUGUUGUGCAAGUCACUGCAACUGAUGCCGAUGAUCCCACAUAUGGGAACAGUGCUAAAGUUGUCUACAGCAUUCUCCAGGGACAACCAUAUUUCUCCGUCGAAUCUGAGACAGGCAUUAUUAAAACUGCUUUACUGAACAUGGACCGUGAAAACAGGGAGCAAUACCAAGUGGUCAUCCAGGCUAAAGACAUGGGAGGCCAGAUGGGCGGGUUAUCAGGAACCACCACCGUGAACAUCACGCUGACUGACGUAAACGACAACCCACCUCGCUUCCCCCAGAGCACAUACCAGUUCAGGGCUCCUGAGUCUACGCCGCUCGACGCCCCGGUUGGCAGGAUAAAAGCUAAUGAUGCUGACGUGGAUGAAAACGCAGAGAUUGAAUACAGCAUCACUGAGGGGGAUGGAUACGACAUGUUUGGAAUUACCACGGACAAGGAGACGCAGGAAGGAAUUAUAACUGUGAAAAAGGCCUUGGACUUCGAAAGUAAAAACUUGUAUAUUCUCAAAGUGGAAGCUACCAAUACUCAUGUGGACCCUCGAUUCCUGUACUUGGGGCCAUUCAAGGACUCAGCUACAGUCAGAAUUCAGGUGGAGGAUGUAGAUGAACCCCCCCUGUUCAGCAGACCAGCAUACAUAAUGGAAGUGAAAGAAGAUGUUCCAUUAAACAGUGUAAUAGGAACAGUAACUGCUCAGGAUCCAGAUGCUGCCAGGAACCCUGUCAAGUACUCUGUGGAUCGUCACACUGAUAUGGACAGAGUAUUCAACAUCAAUUCAGGAAAUGGUUCGAUAUUCACUUCAAAACCCCUUGACCGGGAAGCGCUGCUGUGGCACAACAUUACAGUAAUAGCAGCAGAGAUCAACAACCCAAAACAAAGCAGCCGUGUCCCAGUGUUCAUUAAAGUUUUGGAUGUAAAUGACAACGCCCCGGAGUUUGCCAUGUUUUACGAGACCUUCGUCUGUGAAAACGCAAAGGCAGAACAGCUGAUACAAACAUUAAGUGCUGUUGAUAAAGAUGACUCUUACAAUGGACAUCAGUUUUCAUUCUCCUUAGCUCCUGAGGCAGCCAGCAGCUCAAACUUUACACUACAGGACAACAGAGACAACACAGCAGGGAUUUUCACUCGAAAAAACAGAUAUAACCGGCAUGAAACAAGCACCUACUUCUUGCCAGUGGUGAUAUCAGACAAUGAUUACCCCAUCCAGAGCAGCACUGAAACUGUGACUAUUCGAGUGUGUGCUUGUGACCAUCGAGGAAAGAUGCUGUCCUGUAAUGCAGAAGCCUUGAUUCAUCCUACUGGUCUCAGCACUGGGGCUCUUAUUGCCAUUCUUCUCUGCAUCAUUAUAUUACUUGUUACCGUGGUGCUGUUUGCGGCGCUGAGGCGGCAGCGGAAGAAAGAGCCUUUGAUCAUUUCCAAAGAGGACAUCAGAGACAACAUUGUCAGUUACAACGAUGAGGGUGGUGGAGAGGAAGACACCCAGGCGUUUGAUAUUGGCACGCUGAGGAAUCCCGAAGCCAUAGACGACAACAAACUACGCAGAGACAUUGUGCCGGAAACACUUUUCAUGCCGCGGAGGACUGCGACCGCGCGGGACAACACGGAUGUCAGAGAUUUCAUUAACCAAAGGUUAAAGGAAAACGACACAGACCCAACAGCACCCCCGUAUGACUCGUUAGCAACCUACGCGUACGAAGGUAAUGGUUCUGUGGCCGAGUCCCUCAGCUCCCUGGAGUCGGUGACCACGGACGGAGACCAGGACUACGAUUACCUCAGUGACUGGGGACCGCGCUUUAAAAAGCUGGCAGAUAUGUAUGGCCCAAUGGACAGUGACAAAGACUCUUAAUAUGUUGGUUUUUUUUUCUCUUUCUCUCUUUUUUCUCUUCCUCAUUCCCAGAAAGAGUAUUGGGAUAUGUGAAGUGGCUGUUUCUUUCUGUUUCUCCACAGCUGAAAGGGUUCUCUUGAAAGGGUUCUCUGUUCUACCCAUUUGAAUUGUCUAAUGGCUGCAGUCUGUGUGGGUUAGCCAUCAGAAAACUUUCUCUGGUAUCAUUUUAUGAGCUUCCAAGAGGCAAAAUCCUUAUUUUUUGAGUGCAUCCAGUUUACCAAUCUUACAGGCACAGCAGUAGUGGAGGGCAAAAAAAGGAUCAGAUGGGGAGCAAUAUUUUUAGUUGUUCUGCUUAUAUUGUAAAUUGGAGUAUAUUACUAUUUAAGCUCACUUGCCUUUUACUUGUAUUCAGACUAUUCAGCUCAGACAACUGCUCUGUCGAUUGUGUAUUGCACAUCCCAAUGUAAUGAGGUAUCCUAGUUUACCCUAUGUAUUAUAGUCAAAAGUAGUGGUGAUGGAAUGAAGGUUUAUUAUACAAGUAGAGUAAGCUGAGAAAAGAACAUCAAACACGCAUUUUACUCAUGAGGAGGGUAGAGAGGCUUAAUGGUCAUUUAAACCUGAGCGUUUCUCUAGAACUCACCAUUGCCCCAUUGCACUGAAUCAUACUAACACACACAUAUAUAUAGCUCAUUGACUGCUCUGUAUAUAUUCUUUGGACCUAGCAUUGCUGGAGAGAUGUGUGUGUGCACGUGUGUGUGGUCAGUAGCCCCAAUAUCUAAUUCUUAGAUGGUUUCCCCGUUCUAACCCAGGCUCGCUUUGCGAUACAGGGAAAGGCACCAAAUCCAGCUCCAGAUGGGGUCAUGACUUGGAGGAAAGAACAGAUCAUAACUGGGCUUUUGUUUGCACUUCCUCAGUCAGCCUCCACCUGCAGUCCAGUGAUGGCCACUGUCCUGGGCUCGUUGGAGUCAGGAUGUUCAUGUCCAGCUGCUCCUGCCUGUUCUCAUGUGCAGGUGGGGAGGAGUGACCUCAAGGUGACUGCCAUCCUCCGGGGCAAAAGGAGCAACUGCAGAGGAGGAAAGGGCUUUUUUUGUCCUGACCUUCUCUGCCUGGAUGUCCAGGGUGGAUUCCUGACUGACUCUCUGUCCAGUUUUGUUAUCUGUAAAGUGGGGAAAUAAUGCCUACCUCAUCAGGAUGUUGCAAGAACUAUGGAAGACUUUGGAAAAUACUUUAGAAAUAGAAAACGCUGGCAUUCUGCCAGAGGGAGUACCUUUUCAUGCUUUUGGGUAGUUGUUUCCUUUCUUUUUCUUCCCAACUUAAGCUCUACAUGAACAAAUAAGUGAAAAUUAAUGGUCGUUCCAGUGGGGGGUUUAUAAUUAUAAUUCAUUUUUUUAAAAUAACCUACUCAGCUAGGAUUGUUAAAGAUAUCACCAAAAGGUAAACUUUUAACCACAAGUUUCUCUGUGUGUGUUUAUCUGCUUUGCAAAGCUAAGUAAUUUUUGUCCAGGUGUGGGGUGGGGGAAGUUGCCAUAAUCUUGGGCCAAAACAGUUUUCUUUAUAGCUUGCACACCACUCAGUACUUCAGUUGGUUUUUCAAAGAUGUCGUGGCUGCUCUUCAAAUCCAGCCAUCUAGGAGAGGCUCUCUGGAGAAAACUCUAAGGGGCUGCCAUGGGGCAUAUCUAAUUCCAGGAGUUAAAUGCUGCCCUGUGUCCCAAAGUAGGGAACCAGCCCAUGGCACUGUGCCAAGGAAAGUAUGAAUUACUAUUUUUAAAAUACCUCAGGUAUAACUAUUCUCAUUUAUUCCAUGAAACAGAAUUACAGGAUUGGAUCUAUUUUCUUCCUCCUUUGAAUUUUAAGUGAAUCAUUUUGAAAAUUAAACAGCUUCAAUUUACUCCAGAAAUAACGUGAGAUGAGAAAAAAAAUAAUAAACAGAAAACUAAAAGCAAUUAAAAAUUAAUCUGUGGAAUUCAUUACUCUUUUUGAGUUAAAGAGAGAAGUAAGAGUCCCAAGGAUUAGACUUUUAUAAUGAAAGAAGUUUAGGUUUUGUGGAGAGAGGGGAGAGGAUGAGUCAGCCAUGCUGCAGCCCUGGCUGGGCAGGGAAGGACUCGUUGAGCACUGCACUCCUGUAGGUGUGCACAUAGAUUGGAUGCUUUCACAGCAGAGGAGCCCAGAGUUUCCAGGGAUCCAGAGCCCGCAGCCUCCCUGGAGGAGGGGUGUCAGAGUGUUUAAGUCCAGCAGUGUGGUUCCAAACUCCAUCACUUAGUGAGGGCUGAGCUGUUGCACCCAUCAUAAUGGUAAAUGGCACGGCCAGAGCCUUAUUAUGUCCUCUUCAGGGCCCCUAAGUAAUUUAAGAUGCUAAAAGCCUGGCUCAUCCUUCUAUGGCUUCCUCGAAAGUGGAACUUCUGGGAAGCAAUCUGUCCAAAAGCUGGCUCUGGCAGACAGGAGAGACCACCUGGAUUUUGGAUAUGUGGAGGAGCAGCAGAUGCUCAGCACCACCUGCCGCAGGUGCCUCCCUUCAGGCUGCUGCCCUCACACAGUCACUGGGGCCAGCACAUCCCUCCAGGGGCUCUCCCCAGCCGCUUCCUGACACUUCCUUCUCUCACCCCUCGCUCUGGGGGUGCCUCCAGCACAUACCCCAAGCUCAGAGUGCAGCUGGAUGCCCGGAGUGAGCCAGUGAGCUGUCCCUUCCCUUCCUUAAGCCUCAAGGAAGCAGGCUGGUGUGCGGAGGGGAUCCAGAUGUGGCUGUGCAGCCACACGGGUGUUCAGCCCUGCAAGCCACCUCCAGCUCACCGGGAACAGGGAGCCAAUGGUGCUUGGCUGAAGAAAACCCCCGUGUCCUGAAGGGGCUGGGCCACCCUGCAAGUCAGCCUGCAUUAGUCACUUCUUGGGUGGGAAACGAGACAGGAGGACCAGUGAACUCCUUGUAACUAUUUUCCUAUGUUUGUACAGUGAUUUUGUCUGAUUUAGUGAUUGUUAGUAGCAGUCCAAGAGCAACUUUUGAGUUGGUUUGGGGUUUUAUUCCUUUUAAUUCAAAGCCGGUUUUAUCUUGUCCAUUGA
Ficedula albicollis (Collared flycatcher) is the source of this 5601-nucleotide messenger RNA. RefSeq names its product cadherin 6 (gene CDH6). Lineage: Eukaryota; Metazoa; Chordata; Aves; Passeriformes; Muscicapidae. The record is from RefSeq and is a predicted model, not a curated record. The transcript is spliced from 12 exons. Gene Ontology annotation, cellular component: adherens junction; plasma membrane; catenin complex. Gene Ontology annotation, molecular function: calcium ion binding; cadherin binding. Bases 196 to 2568 code for a protein of 790 amino acids. Gene Ontology annotation, biological process: homophilic cell-cell adhesion; cell morphogenesis; calcium-dependent cell-cell adhesion.